UCUCACUGUAGUCCGGACCCUCAUUCGCUUGGGAUCCUGUGUAAGCUCGGAGAUGUCUGGUCGCGGCAAACAGGGCGGCAAGGCGCGCGCCAAGGCUAAGUCCCGCUCAUCGCGUGCCGGCCUGCAGUUUCCCGUGGGUCGCGUGCACCGCCUGCUGCGCAAGGGCAACUACUCGGAGCGCGUGGGCGCCGGCGCCCCGGUGUACCUGGCGGCGGUGCUGGAGUACCUGACGGCUGAGAUCCUGGAGCUGGCGGGCAACGCGGCCCGCGACAACAAGAAGACGCGCAUCAUCCCACGCCACCUGCAGCUGGCCAUCCGCAACGACGAGGAGCUCAACAAGCUGUUGGGCCGCGUGACCAUCGCGCAGGGCGGCGUCCUGCCCAACAUCCAGGCCGUGCUGCUGCCCAAGAAGACGGAGAGCCACCACAAGGCGAAGGGCAAGUGAGGCGGCGCGUCGCCGCUCCGCACCGCCCUGCCCGGCCCGGCCCGGGCCCUGCGAUACCAAAGGCUCUUUUCAGAGCCACCCAUGUUCUCAGAAAAAGAGCCGCACGCCGCGCUCGCUCCGCGUAGGGGCGCCGCUGCCGGCGGCAGUGAGUCGUUUGUUGCGCAGGCGCCGCCCCUCGGG
Condylura cristata (star-nosed mole) is the source of this 625-nucleotide messenger RNA. RefSeq names its product histone H2A type 3. Gene Ontology annotation, molecular function: DNA binding; structural constituent of chromatin; protein heterodimerization activity. The coding region runs from base 53 to 445 and encodes 130 amino acids. NCBI's taxonomy places the organism in Eukaryota, Metazoa, Chordata, Mammalia, Eulipotyphla, Talpidae. The record is from RefSeq and is a predicted model, not a curated record. Gene Ontology annotation, cellular component: nucleosome. The transcript has a single exon.